Molecule: messenger RNA, 639 nt
Organism: [Torrubiella] hemipterigena
Lineage: Eukaryota; Fungi; Ascomycota; Sordariomycetes; Hypocreales; Clavicipitaceae
Source: the annotation of a GenBank genome assembly
AUGGAACCAACAAGCAUGAGCUUGCGAUCCUUGCAAGAAAUACAACGGACGCGAGUCUUUCAUGAAAGCGUGGUAAGAGGUGGUAUGAGCCAACUGCUCCUGGGAUUAGAUUACUUACAUGAAGCCGAUAUAAUCCAUGCUGAUCUCCAUUCGGACAACUUGUUAAUUGCUCUCAAAGAUCAAACCAUUUUGGAAGAGCUUGAAGACGAUGAGAUUACGAGCCCCUCAGCGCGCAAGAUUAUUGCAAACAAUACCAUACAUACCUCUCAUUUUGUUCUUGGCGGCUUCGGGGCUUUGAUAAUAUCGGAUUUUGGACAAGCAGGACUAGGCGAACGUCAUUCUGGUAAUGCCAUGCCAGUACCAUAUCGAGCACCCGAGAUUAUUCUUGGGCUGGAAUGGGGUUCAAGCAUUGAUAUUUGGGCAACAGGUGUACUUGCAUGGAGUCUUUUUCAUCAAGAGUCGCUCUUUACCAUCUACGAUCAGACCUCUACUGAAAUGAAUGACGCACACCAUCUGGCCUAUAUAACGGCUCUUUUAGGACCUCGACCAUUGCAGCUGCUUCAAAAGACUGAUAAGACGAAGCAGUACUGGGACUCAACAGGCCAAUGGGUUGGACCAGUUCCACUUCCGGAUGACUGA